Rangifer tarandus platyrhynchus (Svalbard reindeer) is the source of this 336-nucleotide messenger RNA. Lineage: Eukaryota; Metazoa; Chordata; Mammalia; Artiodactyla; Cervidae. The record is from the annotation of a GenBank genome assembly.
AUGGACAUGAGUUUGAGCCAGCUCCAGGAGUUGGUGAAGGACAGGGAGGCCUGGCGCGCUGCAGGCCAUGGUGUCACAGAGUCAGACAUGACUGAGCAACUGAACACCACCACCAACACUUGUUACUUCCUUUUGCUUGUUUAUAGUAGUCACUCUGAUGACUAUGUAUGUGUGUGUGUGAAAGUGAAAGUAUUAGUCACUCAGUUGUAUCCAACUCAUUGUGACUCUAUGGACUGUAGGCCUCCAGGCCCCUCUAUCCAUGGGAUUCUCCUGGUAAGAAUAGUGGAGUGGGUUACCAUUCCUUUCCCCAGGGAAUCUUCCCGUCCCAGGGACUGA